Molecule: messenger RNA, 1482 nt
Organism: Cyphomyrmex costatus
Lineage: Eukaryota; Metazoa; Arthropoda; Insecta; Hymenoptera; Formicidae
Exons: 1
Coding region: 1-1482 (493 amino acids)
Cellular component (GO): nucleus
Molecular function (GO): DNA binding
Source: RefSeq, a predicted model, not a curated record
AUGGGACGAAUAUAUAAAAGGAAGGCGGAUUCGUCAGCAUACUUCAAGUAUUCAACAGAACAACUAGAAAAUGCAAUCGCAAAAUGUAGAAAAGGUGAAAGAUCAAUUAGAAAAAUUGCAGAAGAGUACGAAGUUCCAUUUUCUACCAUAAGAGACAAAUUAAAAAAUAAACAUGUUAAAAAACAUGGCCAUCCUUGCGAAUUAUCGAGUACCGAAGAAACGACAGUUGUCGAAGCUUUGAAAACUGCUGGAUCUUGGGGAUUUCCUUUGACAGUUCAUGACCUCCGCAACAUUGUACAAAUGUACUUGACUCAAUUAAAACGUCAAACUCGCUUCAAAAAUAAUAGGCCAGGUCGAGAUUGGGUGGCAUCAUUUUUUAAACGUCAUGCCGAUUUGUCUUUACGCUUAAGCGAAAAUAUUAAAAGAUGCAGAGCUAAAGUUGAUGACAAAAUUAUCAACAACUAUUUUGAUAAUUUAGAAAUCUCCCUAAAUGGGAUUCCUCCAUCAAAUAUCAUUAAUUACGAUGAAACCAAUUUCUCAGAUGAUCCUGGAAGCGUUGAAGUCAUCGUGAAAAGAGGUACAAACCAUCCAGAGCGAAUAAUUGAUUCUUCUAAAUCCUCCACAAGCGUUAUGUUCGCUGCAACUGGGGAUGGUAUAUUGCUUCCUCCUUAUACGGUCUACAAGGCGAAGAAUCUUUAUCCUACAUGGGUUGAAGGAGGAAUUACAGGUGCGCGGUACAACCGAAACGAAAGCGGAUGGUUCGACAUGAACAUUUUUGAAGAUUGGUUUAUGACAAUAUGUUUACCUUUUUUAAAAAAGCUUCCUGGUAAAAAAGCUCUAAUCGGUGAUAAUCUACCUAGUCACAUUUCUCAGAUGGUAAUUUCUCAAUGUCAAGAAAAUGAUAUUGGUUUCAUCUUAUUGCCACCUAAUUCAACUCACCUUACCCAACCAUUGGACGUCGCUGUAUUUCGAUCGUUGAAGAACAGUUGGAGAAAUGUAUUGAAUAUAUGGAAGAGUAAAAACCGUGGAGUAAUACCGAAAGCACUUUUUCCAAGCCUUUUGAAAUCUGCAGUUGAACAAGUUGGCGAGAAAAUGAUGGUGAACAUCAAGUCUGGAUUUAAGGCCUGCGGUAUCAUACCACUUGCUAGAGAAUCUGUUUUAAAGAAGUUACUAAAUGCAGACAAAAGUAAGCAAAACUCUGCUGUUGUACUUGAUACAUUCAUCUCUUAUCUGGAAACAAAAAGAUCUGAAACAUCAUCAGAUAAACGUUCGAGUCGUAGCAGUAAUAAACUCAAAAUUGAGCCUGGGAACAGCGUGAGUAUCGAGGAUGUGGAUUCUUUCAAGAAAAGUGAGCUGGAAAAGGGAAAGGAAAAGAAAAAACGUGGGAGACCAACAAAAAUACUCGUUGAAAAUGAGAAUGCCGAAUCUUUGGAUGAAGUGAAAGAAAAAAGGCGACCGGGUAGGCCUGAGAAAAAUCGUUGA